This is a messenger RNA of Varanus komodoensis (Komodo dragon), 1508 nucleotides long. RefSeq names its product keratinocyte differentiation factor 1 (gene KDF1). Gene Ontology annotation, cellular component: cell junction. Lineage: Eukaryota; Metazoa; Chordata; Lepidosauria; Squamata; Varanidae. Bases 227 to 1468 code for a protein of 413 amino acids. Gene Ontology annotation, biological process: keratinocyte development; regulation of epidermal cell division. The transcript has 5 exons. The record is from RefSeq and is a predicted model, not a curated record.
ACCUGGGAAGCGUCCUCGUCCGUGGCAGGAGCGUGUAAAAGCAAAAAGCUGAAGCCGCUCCGAUUUGGGGGCGCUUGGCUGGUGAAGGUGUGCUGCUUGCCUGCGGGUCCCCCAAACUGAGUUACAGGGUCUUCUGAAAUGGACGAAGCAGCCGCUUAGUGUCUCAGUUAAGCACAGAGGAGGCAGCACAAGAGCCCAAACUCAGGAGCUUGAAGGGUGGCAAGUCAUGCUUGGAAUGAGACAAAGUCAUCGCCAAAACCAAAUUAACUAUCACCAGCCUGCCCAAGAUGCUGCUGUCCCCCCGAGGAUCAGCUCCCCCAAGGUAAACGACAUCAACCUGGAGGUGUUUAGUGACUCCACGCCUGAACUCAAGCGAACCCGCAAGCCAACCCGGGACAGAAGAGCCUGCAAAGUCGAUUCCAAAGGCUCCAAUGGGAGGGAAGGAGAAACCGUCACCUUCAUUUCUGACACGGCAGAAGCCCCUCAGCCCUCAAGCUGCCCCACUCUGUCCCAAGCCUGGAACGCUUACAAAGCCGUCUUCUGCUGUAUCGUGACGUGCGGAGGCUGUUUCCGGGACUGCCAGGCCAGCAUCUCGUAUCCAUACAACGAGACAUUGGCAGAGGAAGGGAAGAGAGAGUGCAAUGGGCAUUUGCCAAACAGUCCGGCCAGCAGCUCCCCCACCGAAAAGAACGGGAGCCAAACCAAAAAGAGCGCAGUGGGCAGCAGCUUCAGCUACCCAGAUGUGAAACUGAAAGGGAUCCCGGUUUUUCCAAACCGGAGCCCCAACUCCCACACGGAGACGGAGUCAUGCUACAAGGAGACUCUGCCGGAAAAGGUCUCCCAGAAUAGCACAGAGAAGCAGACUCUCUCCGACAGCCACCGAAGCUCUGAGGAUCGCUAUUCGUUCUACGAGGAGCUGGAUUUUGAGAACGAUGAGCAGGACAGCUCCAUGUCCAUGUCCAGCCAUCAGAUUGACAUUCUGAUCUUCAAGAAACUGACCGAGCUCUUCAGCGUCCACCAGAUCGAUGAGCUGGCCAGGUGUACCACUGACACAGUCUUCCUGGAGAAGACCAACAAGAUCUCAGACCUCAUCAACAGCAUCACUCAGGACUAUCACUUGGAUGAACAAGAUGCCGAGUGUAGGCUGGUCCGGGGCAUCAUCCGCAUCAGCACACGCAAAAGCAGGAAACGACGCCCUGUUGCUUCCUCAGCCCUCCCAAGCCAGGAGGAGAAUGCAAACCAAGGGAAUCUGCCUGAUAGCGGCAAUGAGACCAUGCUGGCGUCCGUGGUCACCAGUGAGGAAGAUCUGUCGGUUCAGAUCUCUGUGGAAACCACAGCAGACGUGAAGGCCAGGAACAUGCGGCAUGGAGCAUACGGUCCUGCAGGAUCUCCACUAAGCACGGGCUCUUCUCUCCAGGACACCGAAACAGACUCAUCUGGCGCACCUCUGCUUAAAGUAUAUUGCUAAGAAAACGGACCUAAGGAACCUGUGGUGGGCAACAAGGACA